Messenger RNA from Phaeoacremonium minimum UCRPA7, 1107 nucleotides. Its product is annotated as putative beta-glucosidase a protein. The transcript has 3 exons. NCBI's taxonomy places the organism in Eukaryota, Fungi, Ascomycota, Sordariomycetes, Togniniales, Togniniaceae. Bases 1 to 1107 code for a protein of 368 amino acids. Gene Ontology annotation, molecular function: beta-glucosidase activity. The record is from RefSeq and is a predicted model, not a curated record. Gene Ontology annotation, biological process: carbohydrate metabolic process.
AUGUCUCUGCCAAAAGACUUCCUCUGGGGCUUCGCCACAGCCUCUUACCAGAUUGAGGGUGCUGCCGAUAAGGACGGCCGUGGUCCGUCCAUCUGGGACAAAUUCUGCGCUAUUCCCGGCAAAAUUGCAGAUGGCAGCUCUGGUGCGGUUGCUUGCGAUUCCUACAACAGGACCAAGGAAGACAUUGAUCUGCUCAAGUCUCUCGGUGCCACCGCCUACCGAUUUUCUCUGUCCUGGUCCAGAGUCAUUCCUCUAGGUGGUCGCAAUGACCCUGUCAACCAGAAGGGACUUGAUCACUAUGUCAAGUUUGUCGAUGACCUGCUCGACGCCGGCAUCACUCCCUUCAUUACCCUCUACCACUGGGAUCUUCCCGAAGAGCUGGACAAGCGCUAUGGCGGCCUUCUGAACCGGACAGAGUUUCCCCUAGACUUUGAGAACUAUGCUCGUGUGGUCUUCAAAGCCAUCCCCAAGUGCAAACACUGGAUCACCUUCAACGAGCCGUGGUGCUCCUCCAUCCUCGGCUACAACACCGGUUACUUCGCCCCUGGCCAUACAUCCGAUCGCACAAAGUCCGAUGUUGGAGACUCUUCCCGCGAGCCGUGGAUUGCUGGUCACAACCUGAUCGUUGCCCACGGCAGAGCUGUUAAGGCUUACCGUGACGACUUCAAGCCCACUCAGGGGGGUGAGAUUGGUAUCACCCUGAACGGUGACGCCGUCUACCCCUGGGACCCCGAGGACCCUGAGGACGUCGAGGCCUGUGACCGCAAGAUCGAGUUCGCCAUCUCGUGGUUCGCGGACCCGAUCUACUUCGGCAAAUACCCAGACUCGAUGCUCAAGCAGCUUGGCGACAGGCUGCCGACCUUCACGCCUGAGGAGGUGGCGCUCGUCAAAGGCUCCAACGACUUCUACGGCAUGAACCACUACACGGCCAACUACAUCAAGCACAAGACGACGCCGCCGCCCGAGGACGACUUCCUGGGCAACCUGGAGACGCUCUUCUACUCCAAGAAGGGCGAGUGCAUCGGCCCGGAGACGCAGUCCUUCUGGCUGCGCCCCAACGCCCAGGGCUUCCGCGACCUGCUCAACUGGCUGGCGAGAACGACAUGA